UCGGAAGAAAAUGGCUGCCAAGAUGCAAAUUACUAACCGGGAUGGUCACUUACAUUUCUGUGUAUGAAACAAGUGAUUAGUUGAUAUUUGUGCCUAGUAAUGAAGCGGAAAAGAAAGUUAAAUUAGAGAGAGAAAAGAAUAAACUAUUUAACGUCCAGUUUUAUUGAAUUUAGCAGGUAUUUGAGAUGAAAUUUUCACUCUAAAACCAGCUUCUGCAGCCGAAAUUUGACAGUCUUGUUCUGCGGAGGCUGAAGAUACCAACUAAAAGGCUUAAAGAUGAUGUGCGACGUGAUGCCGACGAUUUCUGAGGAUGGGUCAACGGACCGAGAGUCCCAGGAAUCGGGAGAUGACGCCAACUUCGAGCAGCUAAUGGUGAACAUGCUAGAUGAACGAGACAAGUUGAUGGAAGCUCUGCGAGAAUCUCAAGAUUUGCAGACACAAACUCAAACUAAACUACAAGAAUUAGAAAAAGAAAGAGAAAGCCUUCAAAGGCAACUCCAGUCGACUCAGCCCCAGGUAAAUCAAAAUGAGCUAGCUUCAAUCACAAAGGAAUUGAACAGUAUACGAGAGCAACUGAUAGAAAGGGAAGAAGAGGUCCAUGAACUCAAAGCUGAAAGGAAUAAUACUAGAUUACUGUUGGAGCAUUUAGAGUGUUUGGUAUCACGUCAUGAGCGUUCAUUAAGGAUGACGGUUGUGAAACGUCAGGCCUCGUCUCCGGCUGGUGUCUCAAGUGAGGUGGAAGUUCUAAAGGCGCUCAAAUCACUGUUUGAACAUCAUAAGGCAUUAGAUGAAAAAGUUCGAGAGAGGUUACGAGUUGCCCUUGAGAGAGUUUCAUCAUUAGAGGAAGAACUAGCCACUGCCAACCAGGAGUUGUUUACAUUACGGGAACAGCAAACAAAGUCCCGCCAUUCUAGUGGAUCAACAGAAGAUGGUAGACAUCCAGUAAAGAAUGAUGCAACAUCACCCCCACCUAGCUCAGAACAUCCUGUAGAAAAAGAUCAUCAUCCAAAGAGAUUAUCAAAUGGUUCUAUAGAUCCAGAUUCGGAUGUGAAUAGAGUUAUAGAAUUACAAGAAACUGUUGAAAAACAGAACUCUGAACUUACAAAUACGCGAACAAAAAUGUUAGAAAUGAACAAUAAAUUUACUGAAAUGGAAGAGAAUUAUACCACUGCCCAAAAGGAUUUAAUCAAAGCUCAGGAACAAGUUGUGAAAUUACAGCGAGAUCUCAGAGAGUCAAUAGCACAAAAAGAGGACCAAGAGGAAAGAAUAGCAACAUUAGAAAAACGUUACCUUACUGCUCAGAGGGAAACAACAUCACUGCAUGACUUAAACGAUAAACUCGAGUCAGAGCUUGCUACAAAAGAUGGCCAGUUAAAAACAUUGGAAGAAAAAAUCAAGGCUUUGCAAGAAAAAUUAGAAGCCGCCGAGUCUAAACUCCAACAGUCAUUACAUAAAGCUGAAGCCCUGCCCACUGUAGAGGCGGAGCUACAACAGAGAAUGGAGGCACUCUCAGAGGCAGAGAGACGUCAUGGCUCAAUAGAGGAAAGAAUGCAGCAGUUGGAAGCUAAAGUGCAGGAAAAAGAUUCUGAAUUGCAACGGGCUCGUCAUAGAGAUAAGAUGAAUGAAGAGCAUAAUGCGCGACUGUCUGCCACGGUAGAUAAAUUGUUAACCGAGUCAAAUGAGAGAUUGCAACUUCACCUCAAGGAGAAAAUGCAGGCGUUAGAGGAGAAGAAUCAGUUAACGCAGGAACUGGAGAGAACCAGGAAAGCUUUAGAUGAUAAUCAACAAGAAAAGGAAAGAAUAUUAGAAGAUUUACAACGUGCCAAAAGAGAAGUAGAUACCCUUAGACAACAAAUUGAACAUCUUGCUAGGCCGGGUGAUGGUUAUCCUAGUUUGAUAGGAAGUCCCGAGGAUAGUGUAACAAGACGACAGCAGAGAGGUAGAGACUCGAUGGAUGAUCCUGACAAGGUGAAUACACUGAAUGAGCAAGAAUGGGAGAAGCUGCAGCAAGCCAAUGUAUUAGCCAAUGUCCAGCAUGCAUUUGAAUCGAGUGAUACGGAAGGUUCAGACGGGAAUGAUAGCCUGAUUGGUGCUUUUGACAUGCUAUCACCCUCUGGACAUACAGACGCACAGACGCUAGCCAUUAUGUUGCAGGAACAGCUUGAUGCUAUAAAUAAUGAGAUUCGACUAAUCCAGGAGGAGAAAGAGUCUACAGAGCAGCGAGCUGAAGAACUGGAAAGCAGGCAGGCACCGGCAGCCUCUAUGCCGUCACAUCUUUAUACAUACUCUUCCUCUAGUCCACAACUUGCCACAACGGCGACAGCUGAUAGCACGCCCCCUCCGCAGUAUAGCCGAGAUGAUAGUUCAAUAAAAGAUGAUAGUGUACAAAUAGUGUGUGAAACUAGUCCUCCCAAUACGCCAAGAUCUCUACGCCUCGAACGUCUACAAACAGCACUCUCACAAAGUGCUGAGGGUAGUCCUAGUCGAACAGUUAUAGAUACAACCAACAGCACAUUAUCUAGUACAGCCAGUAGUCAAGAUUCUCUACAUAAACAUCAAAAGAAGAAAGGAAUUAAAAGCUCUAUAGGAAGAUUAUUUAGUAAAAAAGAAAAACAGAAACAAAAAGGUGCAUUAGGAAGAGAUAUGCCAGCAGGUGCUGGUUACAUAGACAGUGGCGAAGGAGCUACAGACACUUUAGGCCGGGGACUUGGGCAAUCAGAAUUCGACAGAAGAAAGAAACGAAAAGAGGAGUUACUAGAGGAAGCAAUGAAAGCUGGUACACCGUUUGCUCUCUGGAAUGGCCCAACUGUUGUUGCCUGGCUUGAGUUGUGGGUGGGAAUGCCAGCAUGGUAUGUUGCAGCGUGUCGAGCAAACGUUAAAUCUGGUGCAAUCAUGUCAGCGUUAUCUGACCAGGAGAUCCAGCGAGAGAUCGGAAUCAGCAAUCCACUUCACCGUCUCAAACUGCGCCUCGCCAUUCAGGAAAUGGUCUGUCUCACCAGCCCCUCAGCUCCAAGAACUUCUCAGGAUUCUCUAGCAUUUGGUGACAUGAAUCAUGAGUGGAUUGGCAAUGAGUGGUUACCUAACCUAGGUCUACCUCAGUAUAGAAGUCAUUUCAUGGAAUGUUUAGUUGACGCUCGAAUGUUAGACCAUUUAACUAAAAAAGAUUUACGAGGGCAAUUAAAAAUGGUGGAUAGUUUUCAUAGGACCAGUUUGCAAUAUGGCAUUAAUUGUUUAAAAAGAGUAAAUUAUGAUAAAAAGGAGUUAGAAGGCAGAAGAGAAAAAACUGCAGAAGAAAAUACAGAUGUUUUAGUGUGGACCAAUGAUAGAAUUAUUAAAUGGGUAGUUAGUAUAGGGCUUAGAGAUUAUUCAAAUAAUUUGUUUGAAUCUGGAGUACAUGGGGCACUUAUAGCUCUAGACGAAAGCUUUGAUCAUAACAGUAUGGCACUAGCAUUACAAAUACCAACACAAAAUACAACUAUACGCUCUUCGUUAGAGCGGGAGUUUAACAAUUUACUAGCCAGUGGUACAGACAGACGGUUGGACGAGGGCGAAGGAGGAAGAUUCCGGCGGGCACCCUCGUGGCGUAAGAAAUUCCGCAAUAAGGACAAGAGUAAAGAUGGUAGCGAGGAAGGCGAGGGCGGGGCUGAACCUGGGCAGGAAUCACCACAAGGGCCACGAAGGGGUGCUGUUGGACCAGGGUCAGCACUCCAACAGCGUACAACCGAAACCAUGAGAAACUGCUAGGAUGUACUAAUCACUAGAAUAUUCUAAUUAAUUAAUUGUGCUGCGCCAGGGUGCAGUUACCAACAGAGUUCCAGUGAGCCUCAAACCUGCAAUAAAUAAGUGUAUUCAGCAAUGUGUUAUGUGUCUGUGUAUUGGAACAACGUUACGUGUGAAGCAAUCUGAACAUUAUUGUUAUCAUCGCACAGUUUUUACAUGUUUGCGCGUGUUGUGGAAGCUAUGUCAGAAUUUUUUUCAUGGCCAUUAAAAACCUCGUCAAGAUGAGAUCUAGGAAUGUGAAAUUUUGUACGUUACCAAUAUUGACUGUUAUUUCUUGUGCUAAUGGCGUUACCAUUAAUAUAUCAACUUAGCACUGUGACUGGAUAUUAUUAUUCCACUAUAUGGCAUAAAGCUCUUUGUAUGGAGUCAUAUUUCAGCAUAAUUAUGCACAGUUGUUUUUUUUUUUUGGUGCCCUUGUCAAUUUGGGUAGGGGCGGCAUUUAGAUUUUCCCAUGUCUGUCUGUCUAGAUGUCUGUAUGACAUUCAUAUUUUGCAUAUGGCAAAGAUUAUUUGACUUAGACUCAUCAAACUUUACAGGAUUGAUAUUCAGCUUGUGAGGUUGUGCAUGCAUUAAAACAAAGUUAUGGCCCUUGAUUGAAAAGAUCUGUGUAAAGGGUGUACAAGUUUUUGUUGCAAAUAUCUCAAGUAGUUGACCUAGAAUCGUGAAAUUAUAGGAAUAUUAUACAGUAGGUUAAGUUAUGUACCUAGGGUUUUAUUAGAGUUUUAACUUGGCAAAACUAGUGUUACGACCCUUUUGUUAGUAAAAAAUUUGCAUAAAUGACCGAAAAUUUUGUGUCAAGUAUUUGACCAGGUAUAUGAAACUUACAGGCAUGUUGUCCAGCAUGUGUAGUUGUGCACAUGUGGUUUAUUUGGGAUUUACCCCUUCCGAUAAGAUCAUCUCCUAAUAUAUGACCCUUCCAGUUUUGAUUUCUUAAAAAUGAAUAUAAAAGUUUACUUAUUCUCGCAUUGUCAACAAGUAAUAUAUGACCAUACAUUGUAAGUAGGGGCACCUGUGUCCUAUGGACACUUAACCUAGCUUUUGUAAUGCUGUGCAUUAUAUAUCUGUAGCUAGGUAUUUUCUCCUCAAUAGCUUUUACACAAGAUAUAUUCUUACUUAUGUAAUAGAAGAGCGAUAUAGAACAAAAAUGUAUUACCUGAUUGCUGAUGAAAAUUCAUUCUUAAUAUCACUCAUGCCUUCCCUUUUACACAAUUUGAAAUAUUCCAUCUUGAAACAGUUUGUUAAGUUUUUGCAUUAUUUGACAAGACAAAAUUUCAUAAUCACUUUGAAGGGUUUUUGUUUUUAUCCAUUUCUUACAAAGAAAAUGUCAGAAUUAGAAUCAAACUUGUAUAUUAAGAAAGUGCUAGUGUACUAAAAAUGGACAUUAUUUUUCUGAUGGUCUUUGUUCACAGAUUAAAAUGUCAUACAAGAGAUUUCUGUAAAAAUAAAACUAGGGGUCUUUAUAUCCGUGUGGUGUCUGAUCAAAGACUUUUUACUUGAGUUUGACUUUGUGUUAACAACAACCAGUAUGUUCCAGUUUCCAGAAUAAAGAUAUUUGUCGAUUGGAAAUUUAAUUAUUUCACAGAUUUUAAAAUGACAGUAUGUGUAAUAUUACAGCUGGUAUGAAGAAGAGGGUUGGUCAGGUGUAGUGACUUGCAGUGAAAAAUCAGUGAUUUAUGUAAAAAAAUGAAUUUUUUGAAUAAUUUUCCAGUUUUGUAUGUCCCUAAUACUUAAUUCAUUGUUAUUUAACCCAUUCAAGCAUAAUCACUCAUUUAUCCAUUGCAACAUCAUUAAGCUUGUGUUCUAUAUGUACUCGUAUAUAGUACACUGUAUAUUUCCAAAAUUUCAAUAUUUAUUAUUUAAAGAUAUCCAGUGCCCAGCUUUUGCUAAGAUAUUUUGUCUUUAGAUAUUUACUUCAAAUGUAGAAAUUCCUCAUCAAAUGUAUUAAGCUUAUUAAAUAUAUAAAUAAAUUGUGAAUUUAGAGCUACAUUUCAUAUUUUAGAUGUCAUGCAUUAUCAGUCAGUUUCUAUCCUAUUUAACCCUUAGCCUGCUGGCGUCAGAUGAUUCUGCCUUUGCGACCAGUGCAGACCAAGAUCAGCCUGCACAUCCGUGCAGUCUGAUCAUGGUCUGCACUGUUCGCUAUUCAGUCAGUAAAUUUUCAGUGUAAACACCUUUGAGUAAUAAGUGGUACUGUCCAAAUUGAAAGAUGGACCAGUCCAUUAUAGAAAUAUAGCAGGUUAAGGGUUAAUGGGUAGUACAUACUUAUACUGUAUCUAGAUGUACAUGUAUUAAGUAUGUACUAUUUUAAAGAUAAUGCUUAGAACCAUUAAUUCACAUAAACCUGCUAAUUUUAUGUUUACCUAUACUAUAUGUAGCAGUCCAUAUUUUCAGAUAUGAAAUUUCAGUCUUGUAUACCUUAAAGAUUGAUAUAUUCUUAUUUCUUGGCUAUAAAAUAGAGCUGUUCUUAAAUUUUGCUUAAAUAUUCAGCAUAAUAAAAUCUGGGUACAAGUCUUCUUUUUUAAAUGACAUUAAUUUGUGAAAAAAUUCUGACAUAUAUAUUUUUAUCUUUUCAUAUAAAUUGCAAAGUUUCACUGACUGUCAAAUUUCGAGGCUAAAAUUUUACUUAGUGAUAACUUUGUUGCCAGUUGGUUGUGAUUUUGUUAACAUUAAAGUUGUGUUAAAGUAUAACUGGUUAGGGAUGAUUUAAGUUGCUGCUGUUUUAAAACAAAUUUAGUAAAUGCAUCGAAUUUCAGUAGCCUGACCUAUAUUGGAAGAGGUGGAGCCUUUGCACUCACCAAUUUUCUGAUUAAUCCCCCGCCGUGGCGGAGGGAUUAUAGGAAUGGUCUGCGUCCGUCCGUCCUUCCGUCCGUAACAAAAUCGUGUCCGGUCCAUAUCUCCUAAACCCCUUGAAGGAUUUUCAUGAAACUUGGGUCAAAUGAUCACCUCAUCAAGACGAUGUGCAGAACCCAUGAGUCAGCCUUGUCGGUUCAAGGUCAAGGUCACAACUCAAGGUCAGAGGUUUGAGCCUGCCAUUUUGUGUCCGCUCUAUAUCUCCUAAACCCCUUGAAGGAAUUUUAUAAAACUUGGGUCAAAUGAUCACCUCAUCAAGGCGAUGUGCAGAACCCAUGAGUCAGUCAUGCCGGCUCAAGGUCAAGGUCACAACUCAAGGUCAAAGGUUUGAGCCUUCCAUUUUGUGUCCGCUCUAUAUCUCUUAAACCCCUUGAAGGAAUUUUAUAAAACUUGGGUCAAAUGAUCACCUCAUCAAGGCGAUGUGCAGAACCCAUGAGUCAGUCAUGCCGGCUCAAGGUCAAGGUCACAACUGAAGGUCAAAGGUUUGAGCCUUCCAUUUUGUGUCCGCUCUAUAUCUCCUAAACCCCUUGAAGGAUUUUCAUCAAACUUGGGUCAAACGAUCACCUCAUCAAGGUGAUGUGCAGAACUUAUGAGUCAGCCAUGUCGGCUCAAGGUCAAGGUCACAACUGAAGGUCAAAGGUUUGAGCCUUCCAUUUCGUGUCCGCUCUAUAUCCUAAACCCCUUGAAGGAAUUUUAUAAAACUUGGGUCAAAUGAUUACCUCAUCAGAACAAUGUGCAGAAAUUAUGAGUCAACCAUGCCAGCUCAAGGUCAAGGUCACAACUAAGGGUCGAAGGUUUGAGCCUUCCAUUUGGUGUCCACUCUGUAUCUCCUUAACCCCUUGAAGGAUUUCAUCAAACAUGUGUCAAAUGAUCAUCUCAUCAAGAACUCAUGAGUCAGCCAUGUCAACUCAAGGUCAAGGUCACAACUGAAGGUCAAAGGUUUCAGCUCUGUAUCUCCUAAACCCCUUGAAGGAUUUUCAUGAAACUUUGGUCAAAUGAUCACCUCAUCAAGACGUUGUGCAGAAUUCAUGAGUCAGCCAUGUCAGUUCAAGGUCAAGGUCACAGCUAAAAUCAAAGGUUUUACCCUUUCAUUAUCCAUAGCAGUGGCGGGGGAUUUAGCUGUCAUUCAGACUGCCUUGUUUGGUUGAAUUUUGUGUGUAAGCAGGUAUCUCAGUAACCAGUUGUAGGAAUGGAUUGAAACUUCACAUAUUCGUUCAUUGUGAUAAUCUGACCUACAAUUCUUCUGUUCCUUAUUUAUAAAGUUUUUUUUUUCACAAAAUUUUUCCCCAUUUUUGGCUUUCUACCUAUUAAUUUGACUUAUCUAGUGAAUUGUAGAGCUGUGCUGUCCUACGACAGCUCCUUUUUGAUAUAAUUGUUAUUAUACUUUAGAUGUCCGCUAUUUAGCAACAUAUUGUAUUUUUGAAAAGCAGUAUUCAUUGGUCAGUAUCCUAGCAUUCUCCCACCAAAUGGCUACAUAUGGCAGCCUGUUGAAGAACAGUUCUGAUUUUUGUAAGUUCAAAGCCUGAAAUGCAAAGAUCUGGAAAAUCAAGUAUUAUACUAAAUGGACUUCGCUUUGAAAAAUGAUGUUAAAUGAUUAUGUUUAACCCAAUAAACACAAUUAAUUCUGCCUUUGCGACCAGUGUAGAUCAUGAUCAGCCUGCACAUCUGUGUAGUUUGGUCAUGAUCUGCACUGUUCGCUAUUCAGUCAGUAUCUUAUUUUAGCACCCCUUUUAACAGUUAAUGGUACUGUCAAAAUUGAAAGAUGGACAAGUUCAUUAUAGAAAUUUAACAGGGUAAGGGUUAACAUGCCUGCAGAAUUUACAAGGAUGUGAUGCCUUAUUAAGGUGUAAGAUGUGCUCCUUUCUCCUGUAUAUUUAGAUAGAUCAAAGAUGUUACAAAAUAGAUCAUGAAUGUAAACUUAGCAUUUGUGUGAUAGCUGCACCAUUAGAAGCAUACCAGUUUGUUAUUGUCGGCAUUUCUCCUGUAACUUCAUGAGCACACACAUAAUUUGAGCCAUGCCAUGAGAAAACCAACAUAGUGGGUUUGCGACCAGCAUGGAUCCAGAUCAGCCUACACAUCCGCGCAGUCUGGUCAGGAUCCAUGCUGUUUGCUUUUAAAGCCUAUUGAAACUGGAGAAACUUUUAGCGAACAGCAUGGAUCCUGACCAGACUGCGUGGAUGCGCAGGCUGGUCUGGAUCCAUGCUGGUCGCAAACCCACUAUGUUGGUUUUCUCAUGGCACGGCUCAUUUCAUUUAGGCAUACUAACAAAUUAUUUCAUUGACGCAUAACCUUAUAAAGUCAUAGACAUUCUACAAUGAGUCAUUUUAAUCGAGUCAAAAUGCUGGAUAUUUUGCUCCUGGUUUGUGAUAACCAAACCACCAUAUCACUUUGUGUUCAAGGUUGUUUAUUUUAUAGAUUUUGUACGGAAAGUUUUGUUUUUUUAGCUGAUUUAGUUAAAUCAUACCUUAUUGUUGCAUGCUGUAACUAGGAUAGCACACUAAGGGAUCUUUCUGUCUAUUGUUUUGUUAUCAUUGCAGUUACCCAUCAUGAUAUACUGUAAAAGCAGAAAUUUUCGCAAGGAUUUAAUUUUCGCUAUAUUCACGAGGCCCUACAUCUUGCGAAAAUUAAUCCUCGUGUGAAUAUUCACCAUUAGUAUAAUUCAGAUUCAA
This is a messenger RNA of Mercenaria mercenaria, 9296 nucleotides long. Its product is annotated as liprin-alpha-1-like. Gene Ontology annotation, biological process: synapse organization. The transcript has 24 exons. Gene Ontology annotation, cellular component: presynaptic active zone. Gene Ontology annotation, molecular function: protein binding. Bases 277 to 3744 code for a protein of 1155 amino acids. NCBI's taxonomy places the organism in Eukaryota, Metazoa, Mollusca, Bivalvia, Venerida, Veneridae. The record is from RefSeq and is a predicted model, not a curated record.